This is a messenger RNA of Funneliformis mosseae, 2994 nucleotides long. The record is from the annotation of a GenBank genome assembly. Lineage: Eukaryota; Fungi; Glomeromycota; Glomeromycetes; Glomerales; Glomeraceae.
AUGAAUCAUACCAAAAACCAAAAUAUUCCAAAUCAAAACCUCCAAAACACUAUACCUCCUUCAGCAGCUGUAAACAUGUUAAUUGACUUAACAAAAGAUAAUACUGCUGCUGUUAACGCUUAUUGUCCAAUAUUAGCUUCAAAAAAACAACGACGACUUGGAAUCAGGAAUGAUUCUCCAUCGUUAUCUGCUGAUACUAGACCACAAAAACGUAGUAGAAUAGAAGAAGCUCAAGAUUAUAAUCUAUCAACACCGUCUUUAUCAGUUCAAUCGAUUCCAAAUAUUUAUAAUCAAACUAAAUUGCCUAGUACUCGAGAAAUUUUUAAUAAUUCCCCUCCAAUGGCUCCGGCACAGGUUAAACAUGUUGCUUCAUCAACUUAUUUUCCUAACAAUUCUAUAAUAACUCCAGAAUUUACUUCUGCACCCACUUCAAAUGGAAUUCAAUCUUCUUAUGUACUACCAAGUAAUACAAUACUACCACCCGCUUCUGUAAAUUAUUCUUCACAAUAUUUAUCGCAUCCACAAGGUUUCCAAAGACCAUACUAUACUGAAAUUCCUCCUUAUAAUCUGGGAUAUAUUAUGAAUCCCUCCAUGGCUCAAAUACAACAACAUAUUACUUCUAAUUCCCCUCCCAGUAGUUCUAGUAGUACAACUAGUUCUCAAUCCCCUAAUAAUGCUCUGCAAGGUGAAGUUAUCGAUCUAACGACUGAUAGUGAUGACGAUUGUAUUAUCGACGAGAAAGAAACCAACCGAGAUUUGUGCUGGGGGAUGAUCGAAAGUUUAGUAUUAAUAUUAUACCCAAGGCCCUGUACUGGUGGCAAAGGUGAAGAAGAGGUGAAGUUAAAACGUGAAGGGAUUACAGGAAAAAAUCAAGAUAAUGAAUUGUUCGGAGUAGUUGAACAAGAUUUAGCUAAUGUACUGGCUCCAUUGAUGGACGAAAAUCUUAUAUGGACAGAAGCAACGAUUCCAAAAAAUUGGUCUCCUUCAGACCAGAUGAUACCUUUACAUAUUGUAAUAUAUGGACGUCCUGUUAAUACCGAAAUUGUGAGCUCGCAUCUUUAUGAAAGGAAAGUAAUUUUGACAGAUCCAGUAGUUUAUAAUGUAGAGACGCGUUAUGCAAAUCCACAUAGUCUACCUCCCGGUAUCACUCAUUUGAAUAAAAAUAAUCUGAAAUCAUUUAAAGAGUAUUCGGGUGGAAGCAGUGGGACAACAGCCACUAGAUCACCGGAAGAUAUGAAAAAUCAAAUUGAUAAGGUUUUUAAUUCUUUAAUGAAUGCUGAAAGCAUUCCUGAAUUAGAUCCGGAUGAUAGAUUAACUACGACGUUAUAUAAACAUCAAAAACAAGCGUUGUAUUUCCUAAUGAAAAGAGAACAAUACAAUGAUUUUACUGACGAUCAGACUAAUGAAUUAACUACAUUAUGGAGACGUCGAAUUAGCGCAGGACGGCAUACAGUCUAUUACAAUGUAGUAACUAACUCGGAGGUCAAAAUAAAACCCGUUCAGAUGAGAGGGGGGAUUAUCGCCGAUGAUAUGGGUCUUGGUAAAACUAUACAAAUAAUAGCGCUGAUCCUUGCAAAUGAAUAUUCAGACAUGGAUUUGAGAUCUAGGGGAACCCUUAUCGUAUGUCCCCUAUCUACUGUUGCAAAUUGGGAAGAACAACUUGCUGGUCAUGUUCAAGAAAACGCUCUCAAUAUUCAUUGGUUCCGUAUCAUUUUAGAUGAAGCCCAUAUAAUCAAAGAUAUUAACACAGUACAAAGUAAGGCUGCUUGCUCAUUGAAAGCGGAAAGGCGUUGGUGUUUGACUGGAACACCGAUCCAAAACAAGUGGGAAAACUGGAAUCACUACAUUUCACGCCCAAUUAAAUCAAUCGAUCCUGUUGGUAUUAGUAGAUUACAAACUAUAAUGAAGUGUAUAACUCUUCGUAGAACAAAGAUAGUUAAUGGAAAACCAUUAUUGGCCUUACCACCACGCAACGAUCACUAUCGUUAUCUUGAACUUAGUGAUCACGAACGUAAAUUAUAUGAAAAGAUAUAUCGUUCCCAAGCUGAAAGGAUUAAAAAGUUUGCUGAGGAGAACAACAUUAUGCGACAUUAUGUUAACAUUUUGCAGUCUUUAUUACGAUUGCGUCAGAUUUGUGCUCAUUACUCAUUAGUCAAAGAGUCCGAUAUUCCUGACGAUUUAGACGAGGAAAUAGUUAACGAAGGGUUAACUCCGACAAGAGCGUUGAUGUUGCUUAGUAUAGUUAGGGAAAGUGGAGUGGAUCAAUGUGGCUCUUGCCUAUCGGAUUUGGCCCAAACAGUUGUAGUUACUCGAUGUGAACAUUUGUUCUGCAUUGAUUGUGCUAAUAAAAACAUGAGUCAAUUGUUAAGUUCAGCCUCAUUUGAGGACCAAAAAGUUUUGGCGGAUUGUCCAAUAUGCGGGCUGAAAUUAAUUUCUGGAGAUGUUUGUGAAGUUUCCGAUUCUAAAGAUAUUGAGAAUGAUCAUAUUACGAGAUCUGAGGGGGUUGUGAAGGUCCAUAGUACCAAAGUCAAAGCGUUACUUGAAGAUCUGGUUCAAGCAAAGAAAGAUGGUGUGAAAAGCGAUGCUUUAAACGAAAAUGACAUCAUAUAUACUCGAUUAGAUGGCACGAUGCCUCGUGCAGAGCGUACACAAAAUAUGAACAUUUUUAAAAAACAGGAUGAUGUGAGCGUCAUACUCGUUUCUUUGAAGGCUGGUGGCGUUGGGUUGAACUUGACAGCUGCCCAACGAGUAUAUCUUAUGGACCCUUUUUGGAAUCCGUCAGUUGAAAACCAAGCCAUCGACAGAAUUCACCGUCUUGGCCAAACUUGUGCCGUGGAUACUAUAAGAUUUAUUAUCAAGAAUUCUGUGGAAGAAGGCAUACUUCAGUUGCAAGAGCGUAAGUUACGACUUGCUGAAUUAACAUUUUCCGAAAAAUUGAGCAAGCAAGAGAUUACCAGACGUAGAUUGGAAGAUCUCAAAGUUCUUUUUAAAUGA